This is a messenger RNA of Zingiber officinale, 2357 nucleotides long. RefSeq names its product zinc finger BED domain-containing protein RICESLEEPER 2-like. Gene Ontology annotation, molecular function: protein dimerization activity; DNA binding. The record is from RefSeq and is a predicted model, not a curated record. Lineage: Eukaryota; Viridiplantae; Streptophyta; Magnoliopsida; Zingiberales; Zingiberaceae. The transcript is spliced from 3 exons. The coding region runs from base 398 to 2077 and encodes 559 amino acids.
GUCAUCUGUUCCACUUACCGUAAAUAGUGCCAUAGCUGAAAGUAAUGAAGUUAAUCUUGAGACCAACAAGGAAAUUAUCACAGCUAGUCAAAAAACACAAGAAAAUGCUAAAGAAAAAGAGGAAGAGGGGUUCAAAACAAAUAAAAGGAAAAAAAUUUCAGAAGUGUGGAAUGAUUUUGACACAAUUGAUGGAUCAAAGAAAGCCAAAUGUAAACAUUGUCAAUCCCUUUUUACAUUGGGUAAAUCAGGGCCCACAUCAAGUCUUUUGAGGCAUAGAUUACAUUGUGUGAAGAGAAAAAUUUAUUUGCGAGAAGCUGAACAACAAACAAAGUUGAAUUUUUUGCCCACUGAUUCAGCUUCACCAUCCAUUCUUACUUUGCAUUCUGGAAAAUUUGACAUGGAACAAAUGAGGGAGGCAGCUGCUCAUUGGAUUAUGAUGCAUGAACAUCCAUUCACCAUUCUUGAUGAAGAGGGGUUCAAUUUAAUGAUGAGGCGUGGAAUGCCUGAAUGGCAAAAAAUUAGUAGGACGACAUGUAGAGCAGAUUGUAUGAAAAUUUAUGAGAUUGAGAAAAAGAGGUUGAAGAAAAGUCUUGAAUGCAUUGAUAAAAUAAGUUUGACAACAGAUUGUUGGAAGUCAAAGACUCAAAAAAUUGAAUACAUGGUUGUCACUGGGCAUUGGAUUGAUUCUUGUUGGAAUUUGCAAAAGAGAGUUUUAAGUUUCAUUAACAUUCCACCACCAAGGGGAGGUCUUCAAAUUUCUGAUGCCAUUUUUAAGUGCAUGAAAGAGUGGGGCAUUGAAAACAAGGUUUUCACUAUUACUGUUGAUAAUGCUUCAAGUAAUGAUUUGGCCAUUCGAUACAUGAAAGAUACCAUUCAAAGAUCUAGAACAUUGGCAUGUGAAGGAAAUUUAUUUCAUAUUCGUUGUUGUGCACAUAUCUUGAACUUGUGCGUUCAAGAUGGGUUGAGGGAGAUUGAAGAUAUUAUUAGUAAUAUAAGGGAAAGUGUAGAAUAUGUAAAUCGUUCAGAGGCAAGACGUAUGCAAUUUACAGAGUGUGUGCAACAAUUGCAGUUGAAGGAUAAAAGAUUGAUUCGUGAUUGCAAAACUAGGUGGAACUCAACUUUUGAAAUGUUAAGUUGUGCACUCAAGUUCAAAGAAGUUUUUCAAAUGUUCAAAGAACGUGAUCACUUUUAUGGUUGCUGCCCUCAAGAAGAAGAAUGGAAUAAAGCUCAAAAGAUUUGCUCACUGUUGGAGGCUUUUUGGACAGCCACACACAUUAUUUCAGGUAGUGAGUAUCCUACUUCAAAUUUAUUUCUUCAGGAAGUUCAAAAAAUAAAGUCAUCAUUGGAUACUUAUGCACAACAUGAAGAUUUGUUUCUUAAGCAACUGGCUAGUAAAAUGAAAGAAAAAUUUGACAAGUAUUGGGGUGAUUGUAAUCUAUUGAUGGCUAUAGCUGCUGUGUUAGAUCCAACCAAAAAAAUGCUUGCUGUUGAGUUUUGCUUCCCUAAGCUUUAUUCUGAAAUAGAUGCCUCUAAGCAUAUCUCAAAAGUUAAGGAGAUAAUUAAUUCUCUUUAUGAAAAGUAUGUUGCUGAAGAAACUAAUAAAGGAGCGCCUCAUCCAUCUGAGUCUGAGAGUUUUGGUUCUUCAAGUGUUAAAAGAAAUCAACAAAGUUCUGUGUAUAGUUGGGAUGAUUUUGAUGACUAUUGUGCAAAAGUUGAAACUUCGGAGACUAAGAGAUCUGAAUUGGUAGAUUAUCUUGAAAAGGGUCGUCUUAAGAAGAAUGAGAUUCCUAAAAUAUUUUCGUGUUUAGAAUGGUGGAAGAUGAAUAGAAUGCAAUAUCCAAUAUUGUCAAAGAUGGCAGCUGAUAUUUUAGCUAUCCCAGUGAGUUCAGUGGCUUCAGAAGCAACAUUUAGUGCAGGGACGAGAGUUAUUGAUUCUUAUCGUUCAUCACUAUCUCCGGACACAGUGCAAGCUCUUCUAUGUGGGGGUGAUUGGCUUCGAAAGAUACAUGGACUGAAAAAAAAGACUAAAAAAGAGAAAACUUACCAGGAAAUUUUUCUUCCAGUAUCUACCUCUUAAAUGCAGGUGAUAUAACUGAGAAUUUGAGAUGAAGGAAGAUAUUGAACGUGGCAAAAAUUUGAUAUUUUGAGCAGCUAAUCAAUUUGGAUUUUGGAAUAUCAUCUAUGUUGGUCAUUAUGUUUUGAUGUUCAGUAAUUUGACUUUUUAUUGGAGAAACAGAUAAUUAUAUUUUGAUCAAUUUUAUGGAUGAAGAUGAUACUGAACAUUGUAGAAAAUUGAUAUUUUGAGCAGGUUUAGAUUUUGGAAUAUCAUGCUUUUGGGUUUAGUGUAAAACUGUAAA